AUGUGCAUGUGCGAACGUGCACAUGUACAAACAUGUGCAUGUGCGAACGUGCACAUGUACAAACAUGUGCAUGUGCGAACGUGCAUAUGUACAAACGUGUGCACUUAUAUACGUUUGCGCAUACACGUCAACACACACAUUGAUACACUUAGACAG
Molecule: messenger RNA, 156 nt
Organism: Loa loa (African eye worm)
Lineage: Eukaryota; Metazoa; Nematoda; Chromadorea; Rhabditida; Onchocercidae
Exons: 1
Source: RefSeq, a predicted model, not a curated record